AUGCCAAGCCGCUGUGAUGAGCCUGAUGACUUGAAAAGAGAGCAUGCUGCCUUGCUUAAAGGUAAGCAAGACCUUAAAGCCAUCACCGAUAUCAUGAAGAGCGAUUACAUCACCAACUUUUGCGGUAUCUUGGGCAAAGGGGUGGACACCCUGGAGAAAGAGACCCAGGACAAAUUGAAAAAUGAAACUGACCCUGCCAAACGUCACGAGAUUAUCACAUGGGCCACUAAAGCCUACGCCAGAAUGAGCAAGUUCAUUCAGGAGAUUAUUGAUAAUCUGCCCCCACCAACACCCGCCCCGUUUACUGAUGAAUAAUUUUGCCAUGUUAACAAAAUAAUAUAACAAUAGUAAAUAUAUGCAAAACGCAAAUUAGUUUUCUGUAUUUAUUUAUAGCACUAAAUAAAUUAUAAUAAAAUAAUUUCAUUAAAGCAUUAUACUUGAU
Molecule: messenger RNA, 442 nt
Organism: Medioppia subpectinata
Lineage: Eukaryota; Metazoa; Arthropoda; Arachnida; Sarcoptiformes; Oppiidae
Source: the annotation of a GenBank genome assembly